AGCCGUACCGUAUCGUAGACAUAAAACAUAAUGUUUCAGCUGAGGUGUAAUGUCAUCGUCUUCGGAUUCUGGAUGAUUGUGACGUCAUAUUCACUCGUGAAUGGAGAAUUGUCAGUUAAAAUAGGCGCACUUUUUGAAACAAACACCGAUGCAGAGAGGAGGGCACUUCGACUGGCAACACAGCAAGUGAACUCAGAUGGGAAUCUUCUAAGCCCGUAUAUUCUAGUCAACCAUUUACUAAGAAACGUCACAAAAGGAGACGUGUAUAUGUCCACAAAGAGCGUUUGCGACAUCGCGAAGAUUGGCGUGGUUGCCUUGGUAACAAUGACGUCAUGCUCGGUAGAAACGUCAAUUCAAUCCAUUGGGGAUUCACUGAACUUGCCAGUGUUACAGAUUGGUUCAAAAUACUGCGGAUCACCUCGCCUAUCUGGGAAUUAUUUUUUCACUUCUCGUCCAGAGGAAGAAAUCAUUUUGCAAGCCUUGACUCAAUAUAUCUACUCUAAUCGUCUACGAAGUAUGGUCAUCUGUUACGAGCAAGGAACAGAUACAACAACAAUCCAACGAUUGUUGACAUCAUUAUCAAAAAACCAACGGCACGAGGUAACAACGAAAUUAAUGGACAUCCCAGCUUCGAUAGAGAAAGACAAGGACGACAACUCAGCAGUCACGGACACUUUUAAAAAUUUGUCAAAAAAACAAGGCGACAAAAAAGUCGAUGCGUUUAUUGUUUUUGCUUCCGCUUCAGUGACCGUUCAGUUUAUAGCAAAGGUUCACCGAUCGAAUCCCGGAACCAGUUCGGGUCAAAGGUGGGUGAUAGCAAACCCUGGCAUUAGAAAACAACACAUGAGGGAGAUAGAGAGAGCAACACAAUCAAGAGUCGUCGUCAUAAAACAUAAAAUCAAUCAGAAUAACCCUCUGGUACAGAAGUUUAUAAGCGCAUGGAACAACGACCUGGCAAUUGAAUGUCCGACAUGCAUGAUUCCGAAUGUGGAAGCAGGUGACAUACCGAUGACCGCUUUCUACAUAUAUGACGGCAUAAUACAUCUUAGUCGCGCUCUGACGGCCAUGCUGAACGACAAUUGGAAAAGUCCAACUUCGCUCGAAUGCCGGACGCUUACAGUCACCCCGUGGUCCGGCGGAAGGAAUCUUAUGGAUAAAAUAAGAACAUUGAAUUCUUCGGGACUGCUCGGCACGAUGUCAUUGAACAGCAAGGGCUACCAAACGACAGCAGUAUUUGAAAUAUACGAUAAAUUACCUGGUGCUGGAGAAACGUUUAUAAAGCUUUACGACUGGAAAUCCGGAUCACCGAACAAAACGAAAGGAACAACAAGCAUGCUGCCAAAUAUUGCAAACACGAAUCGAACUUUCAGGGUUGCCACAUUGGAGGAGCCACCGUUUGUUUUCAUAGACGAGACACCGACAGGAGAAUUCAUCUACAGUGGUUUUUCUAUCGACCUACUGCAGGCAUUAGCGAAGAAAAAUAAUUUCGAAUAUGAAUUAUACAGGGUGAAAGACAACAAAUACGGGAUUCAAAAGUCUGACGGGUCGUGGAACGGUUUAAUCGGUGACGUCGUUAGAGGGGAAGCCGAUCUCGCCAUUGCAGCAAUGACCAUCACAGCACAACGAGAGAAAGUCGUAGACUUCACGAAACGAUACAUGGAUUAUUCUGUUGGUAUCGUGAUGAAAAAACCUCGGGAAUCUUCAAGCCUUUUCUCAUUUGUUUAUCCUUUUCAUACAAGCGUUUGGUUUUGCAUUCUUUCAUCUCUGAUUCUCGUCAGCGUUGUUAUAUUUGUUCUCACCCGUGUUAGUCCACUCCGACCACCACCGGAGCCUCGUGACGAUGACGACACGAAAAUAACUGUUGUAAACUGUUUCUGGUUUGCCUACAGUUCUCUAAUGCAGCAAGGUUCCGAGUUACACACCAUAACAUGGCCUAUCCGUGUAGUUACGGGGUUUUGGUGGUUCUUUGCAUUGAUAGUGGUGUCAUCAUACACUGCAAACCUGGCUGCGUUCCUCACUGUAACAAGGAUGGAGACUCCGAUUAGAAACUUCGACGAUCUUGCCAACCAAAAACAAGUGGAUUAUGGAACUGUUGUCGACACAAGUAUUUUUGAUCACAUUAUGACCAAAGGAGAGAAAGCAUUAGACGAGCAAUCGGUGUAUAAGAAAAUGUCGAAAGCAAUAAACGCAACAACAAAUCGAAUAACUGAAGCCAAAAUUGGAUUCAAGAAAGCAGAAACUGGAAAAUUCGCUUUUCUGUGGGACGUUGCUGUGAUUCAGUAUGAAAUCCUGAAUCAUAAAUCCUGUUCUCUCACAACGGUUCCAGACAGUAUUUACGAUAAAGGAUACGGAAUAGCGUUGGAGCAUGGAAGCCCGUUCCGAGAUCUUUUAAGUUUGGGAAUCUUAGACCUUCAAGAAUCAGGAGAAAUCACCAAACUCACCGCGAAAUGGUGGCCAAAGACUGGAACAUGCACACUUGGUCCAUCGGAUGCAUCGAGUAGAGGAACUGAGCUAACUUUGGAGAAUUUUGCUGGCGUGUUCUACGUUCUAGCAGCUGGAUUAUUUAUUGCCUGUACUGUAGCUGGAAUGGAAAUCAUAUUUCAUAUCAAGAAAGGAAAACCUUACCCGCCAGUAAGGGAUGGAAAAGCAUCGACUGAUGGAAUGGUCAAAGAGCAAUUACCUCGGGUACCCAGCGUAGAAUCACAGUCACGUGCAAAUGAGGAGGAUAUUUUAGUUGUUUUGAAGAAAAAGGAUGUUAUGCGCUAUCUAGCGGAAAGCGAGAUUCAUAAAAGAUCCAGUGCUGUCUCAGAGAACAACAUUCCGCGCGCUACACAGGGAUCUUUACCUGAAGAAAAUCAUCGAGGGAUAAAUAGCAGAAAUGAGAGUUCGGUGAUGGGGGCCCUGUGCUGCCACAAAGCGGAUGUUUCGCAACAGAAAAAAUCACCACUAGAUGAUGAAAGAGCUGUACUAAGUAGCCACCAAUUACAGAGAGUUCACUCAGAACGGCAGUCAGUCCGACAUAAUACCGACAUCCCAACAACUCCCGACAAAGGCCAGACUGGUACAUUGGUGAAGAGUCAGGAUUACAAAAGACUUACAAUGCAGCCAUCUAUGGAGACUUCUUUAUUACGUAACAGACAUUCUAAUUAUGGAAUUGUUAAACAAUCAAUGCCGGAUCUUACGUCACAAUACUUUACAAACACCACGUUAUUUCCUCAAAGACCGUUUCCCGCGCAAAAUUUACCACGUCACAAUGGAUCUAUGAUUGCCUUAGCAACAAAUCCUUCUCAAAAUUUCCCGCCAAUUCAAUGUUCAAAUUUGACCUUACCCGGAAAUCGACCAGCCGCUCCGUUCUCGGCAGUCGCUUUGAAAAGAAGAUUGUUACUUCACAAAGCAGCAACCGAAUCUAUUGUAACGUCACCAACUUCGUCAAUGGGCGGAGCUAUUUCCGACGAUCACCUAGCUUCUGAUGACGUAAAACUCGGAUAUGCUAUGACGUCAUAUGGAUCUAAAACGCUCCCACAUUGCCGCCCAGAAACCAGUUUCGGCAGAGCUUCGGAAUUGUCUGAAAGAAAUUACAAUACUAUGACAUCACCUCGUCCGAAUAUGACAUCACAAACAAUGGAAAUGACGCUACAAAGACCGUCUGUGACAUCACAAAGAAAUCAUCCAAAAUGCAGACGACAGCAUAGCAUAGGACCAGGCGUAUUAUAUUCAAGUUCAUCUCAAGAUAGAACAACGACUGACGCCGAAGACGGGCUCGAUAUAGCGACGUCCCCCCAUUCAGUCGUUUUCAAUCACAAGAAACAACCAAUUCCCGGAAACUCGAGAAUUUUUCAUAAAAAUAGCUGCGUCUGAUUUAAAUACUUUUUAUGUUAUUUCGUGGAGUCGAUUUUCAUUAUUACAAGUCUAGUGAGAAUAUA
Styela clava is the source of this 3923-nucleotide messenger RNA. The record is from RefSeq and is a predicted model, not a curated record. NCBI's taxonomy places the organism in Eukaryota, Metazoa, Chordata, Ascidiacea, Stolidobranchia, Styelidae.